AUGGCCGCACCGAAGUGUCUGGCUCCGCGAAAGCUUCUCGACUCCACCGUCCUCCAGCAAUGUCGAGCUUCCCGAUGCAGAAACAGCUUUGCGGGUGUGCGAUCGUACGCCACUGGACAGAAGAAGGAUGCUGAAGAGGAGAGGGAGUCGUUCAAGGGACAGCUGUACCAGAGCACAUUUGAUAGGUUGCAGAGGGAGCGUGAUGAGCAGGCGAAGUUCACGCAGCAGCGCGAGGCCCAGAAGGCUGCGAGGAGUGGGGGAGGGGGUUUCAUUUUGCCGCUUGUCCUCACGGUGGGCGUAAUUGGAGGUUGGUUCCUGGGCCAAAAGCAACUCGCCGACAAAGAUCCACAUUCGACACUCCCACUCUCGAGAGUAAUAGACCCGAAGCACGAUACCGCGCCGGCGACAUUACAGGCUGCAUGGGCUGACUUCAAGAACGUCGUGGGAGAAGAGAAUAUAUCAACACAAGAUGCAGAUGUCAAGUCGCAUGCUGGAUCAGAAUGGAGCUCAUACUCUAUUCAAGAAGGAGAUGUUCCCUUUGCGGUGGUCAGACCAGGCAGCACGGAGGAAGUGGCAGAGGUCAUGAAGAUUUGUCAUAAGAGGAAGAUUCCCGUGACAGGAUACAGUGGAGGGACUUCGUUGGAAGGGCAUUUUGCUGCUACGAGGGGUGGGAUUUGCAUCGAUUUCAGCCGGAUGGACCAGCUACUUGCGCUGCAUAAGGAGGAUCUGGAUGUUGUCGUGCAGCCUGCUAUGGGAUGGGAAUUGCUGAAUGAGGAACUGGCAGAACAUGGACUCUUCUUCCCACCGGAUCCAGGACCUGGUGCUAUGAUUGGCGGAAUGGUUGGGACUGGAUGCUCUGGAACGAAUGCGUAUCGAUAUGGAACUAUGAAGGAUUGGGUUCUGUCUUUGACUGUUGUCCUCGCCGAUGGGACUAUCAUCAAGACCAAGCAGAGACCGCGAAAGAGCAGUGCUGGCUACGAUCUCACCCGUAUUUUCAUCGGUUCUGAGGGAACUCUCGGUCUGGUUACGGAAGCUACUCUCAAGGUGAUACCAAAGCCGCAAACCACCAACGUAGCAGUCUGCACCUUCCCAUCGAUUCGAAGCGCAGCAGACUGCGUUUUCAAAGUCGUGGGUGCAGGCGUUCCCAUCGCCGCCAUCGAGAUCCUCGACGACGUACAAAUGCGCUGUAUCAACGAAGUUGGCUCCACCUCUCGACAAUGGAAAGAAGCACCCACACUCUUCUUCAAAUUCGCCGGCACACCCUCCAGCGUCAAGGAACACGUCGGCAUCGUCAAAGACCUCGCCAAGAAAUCCGGCAGCAAGACCUUCGAAUUCGCCCGCAACGAGCAAGAACAAACCGAGCUCUGGUCCGCUCGAAAGGAAGCCCUCUGGAGCGUAAUGGCGCAGAAGAAAGAUGACAGCGAUCACGUCUGGACCACGGACGUGGCGGUCCCCAUCUCCCGCCUGCCCGACAUCAUCGAGGAAACGAAAGAAGACAUCACCAAGUCCGGCCUCAUGGGCUCCAUCGUCGGCCACGUCGGCGACGGAAACUUCCACGCCAUCAUCCUUUACAACGACAAGGAACACGACGUCGCGGAGGAAGUCGUGCAUAAGAUGGUCAAGCGGGCGAUCGAGAUGGAAGGGACUGCGACGGGUGAGCAUGGCGUGGGUUUGGUCAAGAGGGAUUAUCUGCCCCAUGAGAUUGGACAGGAGGCGGUGGAUCUUAUGCGGAAGAUGAAACAAGCCUUCGACCCGCUCUGCCUCCUCAACUGCGACAAGAUCGUGCGCGCGGUGAAGCCGAAGCCUGGUGAGGUGCAGGAAUGGUAG
Zasmidium cellare ATCC 36951 is the source of this 1827-nucleotide messenger RNA. RefSeq lists its product as uncharacterized. Lineage: Eukaryota; Fungi; Ascomycota; Dothideomycetes; Mycosphaerellales; Mycosphaerellaceae. Gene Ontology annotation, biological process: lactate catabolic process. Gene Ontology annotation, cellular component: mitochondrion. The record is from RefSeq and is a predicted model, not a curated record. Bases 1 to 1827 code for a protein of 608 amino acids. Gene Ontology annotation, molecular function: D-lactate dehydrogenase (cytochrome) activity; D-lactate dehydrogenase (NAD+) activity; FAD binding. The transcript is spliced from 3 exons.